Ipomoea nil (Japanese morning glory) is the source of this 2247-nucleotide messenger RNA. RefSeq lists its product as uncharacterized. The record is from RefSeq and is a predicted model, not a curated record. The coding region runs from base 210 to 1922 and encodes 570 amino acids. The transcript is spliced from 3 exons. NCBI's taxonomy places the organism in Eukaryota, Viridiplantae, Streptophyta, Magnoliopsida, Solanales, Convolvulaceae. Gene Ontology annotation, molecular function: protein binding.
UGCAUGCCAGCGAUGAAGUAGAAGGAUCAAAGCUUUUCUCUCAGCUCAGGUCAAAGCUGUCACCUUUGUAUUAACCCACUUCUCUUCUCUCCUCUCUCUCUACACUUGGUUCAAAUCCCCCUCUCUAUCUCUCUCUCUAGCUUACAGAGAAAGAGAGGGAGAAUGACGGUGUGAGAUACAAUAAAUACAUCAAGAGUGUAGAAAGAUUAAUGUUUGAUCCGUGCGCGACAGCAAUGGCCGGAUCUCCAUCUCUCGCCGGUGGAGAAAAGAAGCACUGGUGGCUUACCAAUAGAAAGAUUGUGGAGAAAUAUGUGAAGGAGGCAAGGAUUCUGAUUUCGAGUCGAGAACAGAGCGAGAUAGCUUCCGCUAUAAACCUUCUGGACACUGCCCUGACUCUUUCUCCUCGAUUCGAAUUAGCCCUGGAGUUAAAGGCUCGAUCUUUGCUUUAUCUCCGGCGAUUCAAGGACGUCGCCGAUAUGCUACAGGAUUGCAUUCCCAGUGUGAAGAUGGCAUCCGAUGAAGCCUCAUCAUCCUCGACUUCGUCGUCGUCGUCGUCAUCGGAUAACUCGUUGUCCAAGGAGAGGGUGAAGCUCCUCUCCUCCGGCGGGGGUGGUUCCGACGAGCCUGCUUUCAAGUGCUUCUCGCUCUCCGAUUUGAAGAAGAAGGUUGUAGCCGGGCUUUGCAGAAGCUGCGAAAGGGGAGGGCAAUGGAGGUACUUGGUUUUAGGCCAGGCUUGUUGCCAUUUGGGCCUAAUGGAGGACGCUUUGGUUUUGUUGCAGACGGGCAAACGCAUUGCCACCGAUGCCUUCCGUCGCGAGAGUAUUUGCUUGUCCGAUGACAGCUUUUCUUUCGCCAGAUUCCCGCUGGCCGGAGAGAUUUCCGCCGCCGGUACCCAGCCGCAACCGCCUCCAAUAACCGAUUCCGAAAGCAUUUCCCAGUUGCUCAGCCACAUCAAGCUGCUGCUCCGCCGCAGGACCGCCGCAAUCGCAGCCCUAAACGCCGGCCUCUAUUCCGAAGCCAUUCGAUACUUCUCCAAGAUCGUCGAUGGCCGUCGUGGGGCCCCUCAAGGCUUCCUGGCUGAAUGCUACAUGCAUCGAGCCUCCGCGUAUCGAUCCUCUGGUAGGAUUGCAGAAGCCAUAGCUGAUUGUAAUCGAACCCUAGCAUUGGACCCAUCCUGCAUUCAAGCUCUUAGUACUAGAGCUUCUCUGUUCGAGGCCAUUCGGUGUUUGCCCGAUAGCCUCCAUGAUCUCGAGCACUUGAAACUCUUGUACAAUUCAAUGCUGCGAGAUAGGAGAUUGCCCGGACCGGCAUGGAAGCGGCAGAAUGUUCAGUACAGGGAAAUCCCGGGGAGGCUCUGCUCGCUCGCUACAAAGAUUCAAGAACUGAAGCAAAGGGUUGCCUCGGGUGAGACCGGGAAUGUAGAUUACUAUUCCUUGAUUGGAUUAAGGCGAGGUUGUUCAAGAUCAGAACUUGAAAGAGCCCAUUUGCUGCUUACUCUCAGACAUAAGCCUGAUAAGUCCAGCAGCUUCAUCGAGAGGUGCGAAUAUGCUGAGGAGCGCGAUGUUGAAUCCGUGAGGGAGAGGGCGAAGAUGUCUGCAUUGUUGUUGUAUAGAUUAAUUCAGAGGGGUUAUACGAGCUUAAUGACAACCAUCAUUGAUGAAGAAGCUGCCGAGAAGCAGAGGAAGAAGGCUGCGGCUGCAUUGCAAGCAAUGCAACAAGAGGUUCAACAAGAAUCCAAAAUCAAACCAAUUAGCAGUUCUGAAUCCUCUGUUAGGAUUGAAAACAAUGGUACAGCCACCACGCCCCCAGGAUCAGUGUUUCAAGGCGUGUUCUGCCGAGACCUUGCAAUUGUCGGGAAUUUGCUAUCUCAAUCAGGGUUUAAUCGUCCGCUCCCUGUGAAAUACGAGGCGUUGAGCUGUUGAUUGAGAUUUUUCUGGUGGUGGAUAAGCAAAGAAUCUCAUGAUCAAUCUGGUGGAAAGUUUCUUUAUUUCUUUCUUUCUUUCAUGUGUUAAUGUUCUUCAACUGUUGGAGAAUCUGAUUCUGGAACAAAGACUGUACAAAUGGCAAAAAAUGCUCUACUUUGCCAUCCAGGAAAAUUUUGUUACCUACUGCAGUAGUAUCUUUCUUCUGUAAUUUUUUUUUUUUUUUUUAAUCUUUUUGUUCAUUUCUUCUUUCUCUUUUCUGUUUGUACAGAGUUAAAUUCAGCAUCCAAAUUUUCCCAGUUCUGAGGUUUUCCCUCCCCCCCUU